Notothenia coriiceps (black rockcod) is the source of this 7331-nucleotide messenger RNA. It is a transcript of the gene dlc1, whose product is annotated as DLC1 Rho GTPase activating protein. Gene Ontology annotation, molecular function: GTPase activator activity; lipid binding; protein binding. Gene Ontology annotation, cellular component: focal adhesion; membrane raft. Lineage: Eukaryota; Metazoa; Chordata; Actinopteri; Perciformes; Nototheniidae. Gene Ontology annotation, biological process: actin cytoskeleton organization; regulation of Rho protein signal transduction; signal transduction. The coding region runs from base 746 to 6370 and encodes 1874 amino acids. The transcript has 18 exons. The record is from RefSeq and is a predicted model, not a curated record.
CCAAGGAGAGCAGGGGUGGAGUGGGGGAAAGAAAACCCGGCCCCUCUUACACUAGCCGACUCUUCGGCAUUCAGCGUCAGCAAAAACCCUAAUGUGAUCAAGAUGGAAGUUGUCUUUGGACUUUUCACUGCUCCCCGGCUUUCUGCCUGCAUUUGGGGGCUUUACUGCUUUUCCGACAGUUUUACAGCCAAGAUUCUGACUGGAGUCCAGAAAACGUCUUGCAUAAACUUAGACUAAGGACGACUUACAAAAUAAUACGGAUGUCGAGUCACUUGGAAAGCGAUGGAUUCAUAUUUCCCAAAUAAAACCUUGCUCGCUUUCAACGGAUGAAUGAAAAGCCAACUUGCGACACAUCUCUGGAUAACUUUACUGGAAGCAAAUAGUGGAUCUAUAAUCUAUUUGCUGGAUUAUCACCUGUUUUUAAUUUCUCAAUACAAAGCUACUGGAUUAUAUUUUACAACACUGAGUCAUUUACAAGGGGUAAAUACCUUCGCUCGAGAAUUAAAUGUUUGAAAUGUAUUGAAGUGUCAGUUUGGCAGUUCGACAGCAAGCUGAAGGAGAAACAGCUUUGGGACAUUUGAUGUAAUCUUUCUUAUUUACCUAAUAACCCGGAGCAGGUUCAUGACAGAUGUUGCAGAUGGGAGUUGGUAUUAUCCAACUCUUUUCCUGAGGAAACAAAAGAUCUGGUUCCUGAUUUUUGCCUGACAUCAAAAGCAACUUUAUGGGAUAGCACUGGCUGUUCACAAUGCCAGUAGCCAUACGGAAAAGAAGUUGGGAGGAGCAUGUGACUCACGCUUCUGGAUUACAAUACAGUUAUGAUGAUCUGGACCUGGUCUGCUGUCAUGGGGUGGACAGCGAGGGGCCACGGUUGGGAGCAGGGGCUUCCAAACAAGGUAGACGGACGAGGUGUGCCUCCAUGCCAGAGUGCUGCCACCAACUGUCCGCAGAAGACCAUGUCCAGGCACUGGAGUUGACAGCUCCUGUUGUAAAUGAUAAAGCUGGAUCACAACAGUUAACGCUAAUGGAAAGUGAUGCAAAGGUUUCUCUGGAAUAUCAGGAAGAGUCCGUUCAUGGCCCGUAUGAGUUGGUGGACGUUAAUAUUCACCAAAGGGCUUCUGAACCAGAGCAUCUCCAUAUAGCAAACAUUGGAAAGUCUGGAGAAUUUCACUGUGACUGUGGGAUGUCCAGUGAAAAUAUUUAUUGUGCGACCGAUAGCAGCAGUCACAGUGUGAAAACUAUCAAUGGUGAAUGUGAAGUUGCCAAAGAGAGUAGCCAAAGACACGACAUCUGCAAUGACAAUAAUAUCUCACGUGAAGAGCAACAAUGCAUCUCUAUCUCUUCAAACAAUGGGCCUCCACUGCCUGUAUCUGCUAGUGAGCAGCCUGGCAAAUGUCCAAUUCAUCAGGAAACAAAGGAGAGCCAUACAGAGGGUAACAGCCGACCUCCUGAAAUCUCUGAGGCCACAUUAAACCAGUCCUCUGCUGCUGAACUGGAACCUCAAAAGGGCCUUCCAGAUGUCGAGGAAGAGAAGCUUUCCACCUCUGGCCAUGCCGAUGUAAGUUUGACCUUACCUGUUGGUGUGCUGCCUAGUUUAGUUCAUAUGAUGGAUAGUGGGGAUGUGAUUUCACAGGCUUGCAAAUCUAUGGAACCAAUUGUGACUUUAGUGGUAGAGGAUUUUUGUGACAAAGGAGUUAUUGAAAGCCGGAGUUCAGGGUCUACCAACACGCUGGAUGAAGAAAUGACGGUGAAUGAAAAUACUGGACUUAAACAUUACUUGAGGGACAUUCAACAAGGAGAGCAGGAUCAUCAUGACUGCAGUCGGGUAUUGGAUCAGGCUCAUGCUUGUGAAACCUCCCACCAGACAUCGUUGAAACAACAUCAUGUUGAAAUUAAAGCAAUGAACGGGCCUCAGGGAGAGAAAAGUGGACAAGAAGAAGGCAGCAAGAAAGCAGCAGAAUUCAGGGAUGAACCAAUCACUUCAUCAGAUAUUUGUUUCCAAGGUCAGUGUUGCUCUUUGACAGUCAACAGAAUAGUUUCAACUGAAAAACUGGAUACUGGUGACCCCAUAAAGUCCUCAGUAAGUCAACCGAUGGACAACAGAGAUGAAAACUCAGUGUCCAAAGAAUUGGCUUGUUGUGAGAAUCAAACCAUAGCCCAGCAGUUGGAAAAUAGCUGUUCAAAACUGGAUGCUAUCCCAGAAGUUAGCCACGUUGAGCCACAUGACAUCCUUUUACUAGACCCUCAAAAGAACAUUGCCUCAGAUUUCAUCCAAAAUCCACAUGUUCAGCAAUCCCAUAUGGAUGAUAAACAUGCAGCUCCUGAUCAGCACAGCGAAAACCUGUCGCCAUGCCCUGCAGAGGUCAAUGAAGAGCUCUCACCAGAGGGACUCCAUGGCAACCAAGCUUCUGGUUGUUACCUCAGUGAGUCACCUGCUCUUGAGGUGGCAGAUGGCCGGAGGGAACACCACAGGCCAGGAGCCACAGUCUCUACAAUGGACGAGCCAGACGAGGCCGCUCACACAGAUCUUUACAGUGACACACAACUUGCCAGUCCUGGUUUAGAUGAAACGAAUGAACCUGGAGAUCAAAAAGAGGACGUUGUCAAAGUGCGUAUGAGAAAGCGUGAGCAUGCUCGUUUGGACUCAAUGGUGUUGCUGCUGAUGAAGCUGGACCAGUUGGACCAGGAAAUUGAGAAUGCCCUCUGCGCCACCUCCUCCAUGGGCAGCACGCCGACCCUCCAUCGCAGACAGCUGCUGGCACAGGAGUUUGAGGCUGGAUCUGUCCCAGCAGCAUCACGAAGCCCGCCCCAUCCAUACCUUCCUGCUGCCUCCACCUCAGAAUAUACCCCAGCCCUUGGAGCAAUACCUAAAAGUGGGAGCACCUCUACCCUUCCUGAGACGGAAAAAGCUGAAAUUGAAGCCAAAGAGGCUUGUACCUGGCUCCGAGCAGCAGGGUUUCCACAGUACGCCCAGCUGUAUGAAGAUGCCCUGUUCCCCAUCGACAUCUCCUCAGUCACCAGGGACCAUGACUUCCUCGAUCGAGACGCCAUUGAGGCUCUCUGCAGGAGACUGAACACCCUCAACAAGUGUGCUUUGAUGAGACUGGAGAUAUCACCGCAGAGAAAAAGAAGCGAGGACUCCGAUGAGGACGAGCCCUGUGCCAUCAGUGGCCGCUGGACCUUCCAGAGGGACAGCAAGCGCUGGUCCCGUAUGGAGGAGCUGGAGGUUUUUUCCUCACUACCAGCAGAUGCUGUGCUACCCCCAUUCCCAAAGGAGGCAUCCCAGAAAGGAAAGCUCACCCUGCGCGAAGCCAACAGUUCAGAGAGUGUGCUGACCGACCUCAGCGAGCAGCCGGAAGUGGGCUCCAUCCACAGCAGCGGGAGUGUAGGGAGAGAAGAGAAGAGCCAUGGUGCCGCCUUGAAAAAUGAAGCCUCCGGCGCCACUCGUGCCAGCUCUGUAGCAAGCAUGUGCUCAUCCUCGGGCACAGGCGGGUCAGGAUGCGCUAACGAGGACUCUCUGUCUGAUGGGAUGCCUCCGUCGCCCCUAGAGACACUCGGACAGUUCACCUUUGAUGUAAAAACAGGCAUGGGAGGACUAGGAGGUGGUCUGGACCGAGGAGGUGGCAGCAGCAAGAGCACACGCUCAAGAGCAAAGACCUUCCUCAAGAGGAUGGAGAGUCUGCGGCUGCGCAGCGGCACCUCCUCCAAGAGAAAGAAGAAGGGGAGCGCCAGCGGGGGGAAGAUAGAGAUCAGUGAGCCUGUCAUCAAAGAGGGCCUGGAUGAUGACAAGCUGCGAAGGCUCAACUGUGUGGACAUCUCCAGUAUGAACCUCAACCUCAAUCACCAGUGCAAUCCCGCUGGGACUAUGACACUCAACCGGAAUCGCUCAGUAUCCUACUCCACACAGACCAGCAACGGCAGCACUGGGAGCAGCCAAUCGGAAGCUAGUAGUGGAAGUGCAGUGAGCACGCCGAGCCCGGUGACUCGCGCUCGCAGCCACAGCACAGCGGCGGGCUCUAGUAAGAGAGGCGGGAUGUAUUUGGAGGGUUUCGAUCCUUUCAGCCUUCCCCAACAAGCUUCAGAUCGACAAACUACACCCACACCCAAAUCUGCGCCACCCAUCCCCUGCCAAGCUAGCAGUGGGAUGACAGUUGAUGAGCAGAACCACAGGAACAACUGCAGUGUUCGAGACAAUAGCAGAAGAACUGAAGAAGAGGAAGAGGAGGGAGAAGGGGGUAUGAUCUUCUUCUACUUACCAGAAGGUCACAAGCCUGGGACCUUCCCCAAAGCCCUCCAGGAUGGGAGUUCACGCAAUAACAAUGGGAAUGAUAACGGGAAUUCGGUGACCCUCAGGGGGCGGCAGAGCAGACGCCAGCGGCACUGUUCGGAGGGAUCCGUCGACAGCCGGCUCAGCUUUUACGACAACGUCCCCUACACUGAGCGGGAGGAGGAGGAGGAGGAGGAGGAGGAAGAGGAGGAGGAGGGGGACGAGCGCAAACUGGAGCAAGUGCUGCAACAUGUCAGCGGUCUGCAGCGCUUUGUGAACGCCUGGUCAGAGGCUGUGGCCGGAGAGGAGGAGGAGGAGGAUGAAGAGGAAGAAGGAGACUCGGAUUCGGCACUGGACUCUGCCUCCCCCUGCCCAUCCUCUCCUCUGCAGAACCGGCUGGAGGAGACUGAAAACGGAAGUGACCAAGACAGCACAGGAAACCCGCUGGGAGAGGGGGAGGAGGGGAUGAGAGAGAGGAGAGAUUCUGGGGUCGGCGCGUCACUAACCAGAACCAGCAGACCACAGAAACUGCGCUGGCCGAGCUUCCAGAACUCUCAUCGGCCCAGCUUGGCGUCGGCCCAGCUCCAGAUUAGCUGCCAGUCUGUGCUACAGAUGAAUCUGCUCCAGAAGCUCUCUCUGCUACAGCUCACUGCUCUGCUGGAGAGACACACCCCUACAAACAAACAUGGCUUCAGCUGGGCUGUGCCAAAGUUUAUGAAGCGGAUCAAGGUGCGCGACUACAAAGACAGGAAUGUGUUCGGUGUGCCACUACAAGUCAUGGUCCAGCGGACAGGCCAGCCGCUCCCUCAGGGGAUCCAGCAGGCCAUGCGCUAUUUACGCAGCCAGUGCCUCGACCAGGUGGGUCUUUUCAGGAAAUCAGGUGUUAAAUCUCGUAUCCAAGCUCUUCGCCAGAUGAACGAGUCGAGCGGCGCAGACGGGGGAGGCGUCAACUACGAGGGCCAAUCGGCUUAUGACGUUGCCGACAUGCUGAAGCAGUACUUCAGAGAUUUGCCAGAACCCCUGCUCACUAGCAAACUGUCUGAGACCUUCCUCCAGAUCUAUCAGUACAUGCCUAAAGAGCUGCGUCUGCAGGCCGCGCGGGCCGCCGUGCUGCUGCUGCCCGACGAGAACCGCGAGGUGCUGAAAACGCUCCUCUGCCUGCUGAGCGACGUGACGGCCAGCGUUUCCGAGAACCAGAUGACUCCCACCAACCUGGCUGUGUGUCUGGCGCCAUCCCUCUUCCACCUCAACACCCUGCGCCGCAAGGAGAGCUCCUCCCCAAGGGUGAUGAACAGGAAGCAGACACUGGGAAAGCCGGACCAAAGAGACCUGAAUGAGAACCUGGCUGCCACUCACGGCCUGGCACACAUGAUCCAGGAGUGCAGCAAACUCUUUCGGAUCCCAGAGGAGAUGAAUCGCUGCAGGAACUCGUACGUGGAGCAGGCGCUGUUGCCGCGGCGUCUGGAGGAGCUCGCCGGUGAAGAGGCCGGCCACGGUGGCUUCAGGGCCUUCCUGCGGGACAGCCUGGACACCCUGCUCAAAGACGCCAAGGACAAGUUCAAAGGUUACGACAGCUGUUCCACACCCGAGCACGCCGAGCUGGCCUGUAGGAAGGUGCAUGAUGGCUAUCCUCUGCGGCUGUGGAAGGUGACUGUGGAGAUGCCUGCGGGUCCUGAGGAAGUUCUGACCAGAGUGCUGCGGGAGCAGGGCUACUGGGACGAGGACCUGCUGGAGAGCCGGGUGGUGGAGACGUUAGAUGAGAGGACGGAGGUCUACCAGUAUGUCAGGAACACCAUGGCUCCACACCCCACCAGAGACCACCUGGUGCUCAGAACAUGGGUAACAGACCUGCCAAAAGGAGCGUGUGCACUGGUUUGUACAUCUGUGGACCAUGAAGGCGCCCCUGUUGUAGGGGUCCGGGCCAAUGUCCUCACCUCACGCUACUUCAUCGAGCCCUGUGGAUCCAACAAAUCCAGACUCACACAUAUCUCCAGGAUCGACUGCAGGGGUCGUUUCCCAGAGUGGUACAAUAAACUGUAUGGACACCAGUGCGCUGCAGAGAUUGCGCGGAUACGUGACUCAUUCUCUGUGCCCAUGGACAAAUGAGAAAGCAGAGUGCAAUUUGGGCAUCGCCAGACUCAACAGCAUAACAUGACAUCAUCUGGAUCCCAAUGAGGACUCCAAUGACUCAUUCCACCCUUUCCAACUGAGAGGUAGACGGGGUCCAAGCCUAUUAACACUCACACUUAAAGGACAAAUCCUGGAUCCUGGAUUGAAGGACUUUUUUUGCUCUGAUUUUGUUACAACGGAUUGAUGUUAUCGUCUAAAGCGGUCGGGGUCUCAGUGUGCUGCCAGGAGAACUUAUUCACACAAACAUUUAUCUGGGCUUAAGGACAACAUAUCGCUCAUAAGGGAUGUGGGGUUUCUCCAAAGGGAGCUAUUGCUUCUGAGAAGCGUGUGUGUGUGUGUGUGUGUGUGUGUGUGUGUGUGUGUGUGUGUGUGUGUGUGUGUGUGUGUGUGUGUGUGGCUUCAAAGCAGUUAAAAAAUAGAUAUUCCUCGCACUGGUUUCCAGUGGCAGCAUAAUAUGUACAUACAGUAUUCUGUUCACAGUAAUGGUGUGUGUCUGUCUUGUGAUACCUCUGUCCCUUUAUUCUGUUACAGCAAGGCACAGGGGGAAUAGUAUACAAUAUUGUAGUCAGUUGAUUGAUGAAUCCAUGGGUGAAGAAAGAUGCGAAUGUGCCGGUAAUAUGUAGACAGUAGAAAGGUCAUAGAGAGAUGGAAGCUGGGUGAUACUCGGGUUUAAGUGUUUCAGUAAAGGAAGGAAAGACAGAUGAGUUUUGGUGGCUGGCACACCAAUAAGAGAAGGAACAAUCAGGAAACGGCAUCAUUUACUGACAUACAAAAAGAUGUGUCUUCAUUUUAGUUUUUGAAGAGACAUGGGUAAAAUGAGUAACUAUGCUUGUAACAAAGCCAAUUAUUCAACAACAGUAAGAGAUCAUAAGAAAAAGUUUCUGACUGAGGAUCAAUGUUAGAGACAGAGAGUGUUGCGUCUUUUAUAUUAUCACAC